Molecule: messenger RNA, 3574 nt
Organism: Fundulus heteroclitus (mummichog)
Lineage: Eukaryota; Metazoa; Chordata; Actinopteri; Cyprinodontiformes; Fundulidae
Product: potassium/sodium hyperpolarization-activated cyclic nucleotide-gated channel 2
Exons: 7
Coding region: 149-2110 (653 amino acids)
Biological process (GO): potassium ion transport; transmembrane transport
Cellular component (GO): membrane
Molecular function (GO): voltage-gated potassium channel activity
Source: RefSeq, a predicted model, not a curated record
UUUUUUGGGGAGGGCAUGACAUAUUAAAAAGGAAUCUUUAAACAUUUUUAACAGUAAAAGUAAAUGAAACAUUUAGGUCCCAAGAAAAAUUUAAGGCAAACUAUACAACCUUUCAACUUUUUUCAGUUUAAGUGAAAUUUACAAAGAAAUGACAAGCCCUUCUAGUAGUAUAGACGAUCGGAGAGGAACCGUAGAAAGCCCCGCUCACAAACCGGAGACCCCCAGGUUCCGCAGCUGGAGCAGCCUCCGCUUCUCCCGAUGGCGAAGCGGCUCCCCGAGGACAAGCCCUCCAGGCAGCCCCUCUCCGAAGACCGAGAAGAGAAGUGACGUUUCCAGGACGCUCUUCUCCUUGGUCAAAACCCACAAUGACGACUACACAGCUGACCCGGACGGUGCCCUGGACGUGGACGGAGAGGCCGAGGGGGUCCUGGAGGACCUCCUCCAGGAUCAGUCCACAUACUUCCAAAAGCAGUUCGGCUCAAUGCUCCAGCCUGGCGUCAACAAGUUCUCCCUGCGGAUGUUCGGCAGCCACAAGGGGGUUGCAGCAGAGCAGGAAAGGGUCAAGAGCUUUGGAGUGUGGAUCAUCCACCCCUACAGUGAUUUCAGGUUUUUCUGGGAUCUUGUGAUGCUUAUUCUGAUGAUGGGUAAUCUGAUCAUCCUGCCGUGGGGGAUCACCUUCUUUGAGGACCAAAACACCCUGCCCUGGAUCAUCUUCAACUUCCUGUCCGACACCCUCUUCCUCAUGGAUCUGGUUUUCAACUUUCGUACGGGUAUCCCGGGAGAGGACAGCCACAUUAUCCUGGACCCAAAAGAGAUCCGCAUGCAUUACCUCCGCACCUGGUUCCUGGUAGACUUCAUCUCCUCCAUCCCCGUCGACUACAUCUUUCUGAUCGUUGACCUGGAGUCCCGCCACGAGUCGUCUGACGUGUACAGAACUGCCCGUGCUCUACGGAUCGUGCGUUUCACCAAGAUUCUCAGCCUGCUGCGUCUUCUCCGACUCUCUCGUCUCAUCCGAUACAUCCAUCAGUGGGAAGAGAUUUUCCACAUGACCUAUGAUCUGGCCAGUGCGGUGGUACGUAUAGUCAACUUGAUUGGUAUGAUGCUGCUGUUGUGCCACUGGGACGGCUGCCUGACCUUCAUGGUUCCAAUGCUGCAAGAGUUUCCUCCAGACUGUUGGGUAUCUAAAAACAACAUGGUGAAUGCCACCUGGCACAUACAGUACUCCUACGCCCUGUUCAUGGCCAUGAGUCACAUGUUAUGUAUAGGAUACGGCGCUAACCCUCCAGAGGGCAUGACCGAUGUUUGGCUUACCAUGACCAGCAUGGUUAUUGGCGCCACCUGCUAUGCCAUGUUCCUGGGCCAUGCAACUACCCUGGUCCAAUCUUUGGAUGCAUCCCAUCGCCAGUAUCAGGAAAAGUACAAGCAAGUGGAACAGUAUAUGUCGUUUCAUAAACUGCCAGCAGAUGUGAGGCAGAGGAUUCAUGAUUACUACGAGCACAGAUUCCAAGGCAAGAUGUUUGAUGAGGACAGCAUACUGGGAGAACUCAGCGAUCCACUGAAGGAGGAGAUCGUCAGCUAUAACUGCCGCGGACUCGUCGCCAACAUGCCGCUCUUUGCCAACACCGACCCUCAUUUUGUGACGGUGAUCCUGACCAAGCUACGCUUUGAAGUGUUCCAGCCAGGAGAUUUUGUAAUACGAGAAGGAACCCUUGGUCGUAAAAUGUAUUUCAUCCAGCAUGGCACCGUCACGAUCAUCCCACGUGGCAGUAAGGAGCUAAGUCUCAGCGACGGAGCGUAUUUUGGGGAGAUCUGCCUGCUAACUCAGGGCCGACGGACGGCCAGCGUGAGGGCCGACACCUACUGCCGUCUUUAUUCGCUGAGCGUAGACGACUUCAACGAGGUCCUAGAGGAGCAUCCUCUGAUGAGGAGGGCGUUUGAGAGCGUCGCUGUGGAGCGACUGGAUCGAGUAUCACGCAGGUCCAGUUAUCAGCCUCCAACAACUGAGGCCGAGAUACUGGGUCUCCAAAAAGAAAAAGAAAGAGACUCCACCCAGAAACCUGGAGCAAUUUUUGACUCAUCUCCAGAAGAUAAAAUAAAAACGCAGAUGUAAAAUAGUGCACCAUGAUGGAGAGCCAGAGGGAGGCACAUAACGACCAAAAUGCUGCAUCACUUGGUUGAACCUAUUGCACUUUAAGCUAAUGAUGUUUUGUCACUUAAAUAUGAAUAAUCAACAGUAUGUUUAUGUUUAAUGAAUGCAUUUUAUGUAUGUUAAAAGUCACUCUGACAUGGCUUUUUCUUGUUCGUUGUGUAAAUGAAAGACAUAGAUCCACAUGUUUUUAAAAAAACAAAUCAAGUUUCAGACUGUAAAUCUUGCAACCAGGAAAUCAAAUAAUUCAACGGUUUGAAUCAGGCGUGUUCGAGCAGAGGUGCGUCCUAACCAUGCGCUGGACCUCAUAAACUGUACUUGCAUUUGCCCGGCACUGGUAUAGGUGCACCAGAUGGCGAUGCAUCAUAAAGCCCUCUGAUUCUAAUGAUCCCUAAGAUCUGUAUGUUGUGUCACAUGGAGGUUAAUGCUGAUGGGCAUAGACGAUAAGCUCCAGUGAUGUAAUAACUCUAACUGUGACUGCAGUUGCAGGUUAUGAACUUUUACAUGACUCUAUUAUUUCUUGUUUGAUUUGUUAGGAUUUAUAAUUACCGUCUAAUUCCAGGUAUAUUUUUUAUGCUCAGAUGCGUAACAGAAGCUCUCAGUUUAUUAUUUUGCCAGAAUUUAAAGAAUAAAACAUUUAAAUUCUGCUGAAACAUGAUCAUUCUCAAGCGCUUUUUACUAGCAAGAGAGGCAGAUGUAGAAAGAUAAAGGUUUGAAAUUUGGGGUUUUUUUUACCUUUUUUCUCAUAAUUUUUGGUACUUAAUUGACACUUGGCUGACAUGCCUAAAGACCAUACUAAUAUGGUUUUUCGUUUAUAAUGUGUUUUAGUUUAAACAGGACAUUACUACAGUGAUGAAAAUAUUUAAAUCUAAAGUGUAUAAAACUGAAUGAAGUUUAACGGACAAAUUGUUUUUGCACAUUUGAUGAAAGUUAUUUGGAAGGAGAGGCUCUAACAACCGUAUUAUAGACCUCCACCCUACCUGUGUUUCUACCUACAGUUUGCUCACAACAAUUAUGUAAUGUAAAUAUGGAUCAGUCCCUGAAACAUAAUAAUGAAAAUAUAUUUUUCCAAAGCUGUUGUCAUAAGAUUUGUGGUUUAUUUAUGUUUUACUUUACAAAUCUUUUUAUAGUUUUAGUUUUAAGAUCAAAAAGCAGUGACACCAGCUGAGAUUUGUACACGACACUAGGAUAUUGCAUUCUUUAUAUUAAUUUUUUUUAAAGGGGCUUAUUUAUAGUUACAGAAAAAGGGGAGUUGCCCUUCAUGGCAUAUAUCUUUAUCUAUAUUUCUAUAUCUCUUUGAGUGAACAGUGCAUGCACAGAAAGAAAAUAUUGCAGUUCAUUACAGAUGGUGGGCCUUUCCAGAUGUAGUUUUUUUAAACACUGGAUUCCCUUUGCAGAUUAAUGGAUAUUUUUAACCUACUAAAACGU